AUGUCGUCUCAACAAGUCAAAUCUAUCAUGUCUUACGAUUAUUAUGAUGAACGUUUCCAUUUUUGUUCACCUCCUGGUGGACCUAAACAACAACCUGAAUCUUUGGGUAGUAUUCUUUUUGGUGAUCGUAUUUUUACUUCAGCUUUCAAUAUGAAAGUGAAUACAGACAAUGGUUGUGAACUUUUAUGUCAAGUAGAAAAUCCUAUUCCCAAAAACGAUGCUUUAUUUAUCAACCAAUGUAUUGCUGAUGAUUAUGCUAUGAACUGGGUGAUUGAUGGAUUACCAGCUGCUCAUGAGAUUAUGGAUGAACGUACCAAAGAAACUUAUCAAAGUAUUGGUGUACCAUUAGGGGAUGCCCAAGAACAAGUAGCAUUGAACAAUCAUUAUGACAUUUAUAUCAAGUAUCAUCCUCGUCCUCAUGGUAUGAAUCGCGUUGUAGGAGUGGAAGUACUUGCCUCUAGCAAAGAUCACAAAAUGAAAGAUAACAAACCUAUGUGCUUACAAGGUGAUAAACCCUAUUAUCUCAAGGCCGAUGGUAGUGAUAAAGUGAUAUAUACAUACACCGUAACAUGGAUUGAAUCAGAUACUGCUUGGGCUACUCGUUGGGAUAAUUAUCUUCAUAUUUUGGAUCCAUCUAUUCAUUGGUUCUCUUUGGUUAAUUCCAUUGUGAUUGUUCUGUUUUUGACUGGUAUGGUGGCCAUGAUCUUGAUUAGAGCUUUACAUAAGGAUAUUAGUCGUUACAAUGCUGUGGAAGUACAAGAAGAUGUUCAAGAAGAUUAUGGAUGGAAAUUGGUUCAUGGUGAUGUUUUCCGACCUCCUGUACGAUCCAUGUGGUUAUCAGUCAUUGUUGGUAAUGGUGCUCAAUUGGUGGCUAUGGCUGCAUCUACUCUAGUAUUUGCUGUCCUUGGUUUUCUAUCUCCUUCUAAUCGUGGUGCUUUAGCAACCGUUAUGGUGGUUUUGUUUAUGGUCUAUAGUGGUAUUGCUGGUUUUAUCUCUGCUCGUCUAUAUAAGAUGAAUGGUGGUGAAUCUUGGAAGACAAACAUGUUAUUGACUGCUACCUUUUUCCCUGGAGUUAUCUUUGGAUCAUUAUUUGUUUUGAACUUUUUGUUAGUUGGAUCUCAUUCAUCUGGAGCUGUUCCAUUUGGUACUAUGCUUGCUAUCUUGGGGAUUUGGGCAGUGAUUGCUUUACCUUUGAGUAUAGCUGGGUCUUAUUUUGGUUUCCGGAAACCUCGUAUUGAACAUCCUGUACGUACUAAUCAAAUUCCUCGUCAAGUACCUGAUCAACCUACUUACUUACGUAGUUGGCCAUCCAUUUUGAUGGGAGGUACCUUACCUUUUGGUGCCAUCUUCAUUGAACUCUACUUUAUCAUGAACAGCAUUUGGUUCCAUCGGAUUUAUUAUGGUAUUGGCUUCCUCUUUUUAGUAUUUUUGGUACUUGCCUUGACCUGUUCUCAAGUGACUAUUCUUAUGUGUUAUUUCCAUCUUUGCAAUGAAGACUAUCAUUGGUCGUGGCGGGCAUUCUUAACUUCUGGUGCUGCAGGUUUUUAUGUGUUUUUAUAUUCGGUUUAUUACUAUUUCAACAAAUUGGCUAUCACAAGUUUGACAAGUACUUUACUUUAUUUUGGUUAUUCAACCAUCAUUAGUAUUUUAUUGAUGGUGAUGACUGGCUCCAUUGGUUAUCUUGCUUGUCUCAUCUUUUUACAAAAGAUCUUCUCAAGUAUCAAGGUGGAUUAG
Halteromyces radiatus is the source of this 1734-nucleotide messenger RNA. RefSeq lists its product as uncharacterized. Gene Ontology annotation, cellular component: membrane. The coding region runs from base 1 to 1734 and encodes 577 amino acids. Gene Ontology annotation, biological process: protein localization to membrane; vacuolar transport. The transcript is spliced from 6 exons. The record is from RefSeq and is a predicted model, not a curated record. NCBI's taxonomy places the organism in Eukaryota, Fungi, Mucoromycota, Mucoromycetes, Mucorales, Cunninghamellaceae.